Sphaerodactylus townsendi is the source of this 5567-nucleotide messenger RNA. RefSeq names its product solute carrier family 26 member 7 (gene SLC26A7). The transcript is spliced from 18 exons. The coding region runs from base 343 to 2319 and encodes 658 amino acids. Gene Ontology annotation, biological process: transmembrane transport. Lineage: Eukaryota; Metazoa; Chordata; Lepidosauria; Squamata; Sphaerodactylidae. Gene Ontology annotation, cellular component: membrane. Gene Ontology annotation, molecular function: chloride transmembrane transporter activity; sulfate transmembrane transporter activity; oxalate transmembrane transporter activity. The record is from RefSeq and is a predicted model, not a curated record.
UGACUGCAAAGAGAAUCAUAAACUGUCCUAAGGUUGAGACCACAUUUCUGACAAGGGCAGAAAAAUAUUAUGCUGAACAUGAAGAACCUUUAGCCAUUAGCAUGGGUGAAAGCAAACAUACUUAGCAAGCCUUUGACAUUGAAACGAGAGAGAGAGAGAGAGAGAGCUCAAGUGCUCAUGUUUCUUUUUUUUUAAAAUAGAUCAAAAGCUGUGACCUUACAGAAGUAUAAGUGGGAACUGAUACAAACCUGGUGUAUUUCUACUGAGGGGUUUCCCCUGCCUGCUUCCACAGAAGAAGGAACUCUUACCAAGGGAAGGGGGGGUGGGACGUCUGGAAUAAGCAUGACAGGAUCAAAGAGGAAAAAGAAAAAUGCCAUCUGGAGGAAAAUCCAUGCCCUUCGCUAUGAAGAUUUCAAAGUAUGGGGUCUGCGGAGGCUGCCUGUGUUGGAAUGGGCUCCCAAGUACAACUGGAAAACAGACCUGGUCCCUGAUACGAUUUCUGGGAUGAUGCUGGCUGUCCAACAGGUGAUACAAGGUCUUGCCUUUGCUAUACUGUCUUCAGUACAUCCUGUGUUUGGUUUAUACGGAUCUCUUUUCCCUGUUAUAAUUUAUGCUGUAUUUGGAAUGGGACGUCAUGUUGCCACAGGGACCUUUGCUUUGACCUCCUUGAUAUCUGCAAAUGCUGUUGAGCGUCUUGUGCCUCCGGUGAACAGCAGUUUUACAGCAAGCAAUCACUCCGCAGUCUUGGGUCUUUCUGAUUUUGAAAUGCAGAGAAUUGGAGUGGCAGCAGCAGUUUCUUUCCUGGGAGGUCUCAUUCAAGUAGCCAUGUUUGUGCUGCACUUGGGCAGUGCCACCUUCUUGCUCACGGAGCCAGUGAUAAGUGCAAUGACAACAGGAGCAGCCACGCAUGUCGUUACGUCACAAGUGAAGUAUCUCCUAGGAAUGAAAAUGCCGUAUAUCUCAGGACCCUUGGGAUUCUUUUAUAUUUAUGCCUACAUCUUUGAAAACAUCAAAUCCAUUCAGCUGGAAGCUUUGCUGCUGUCUGUGCUGAGCAUUGUGCUGCUUGUUCUUGUUAAAGAGCUGAACGAAAAAUAUAAAGGAAAAAUUAAAGUCGUUCUUCCCAUUGAUUUGGUAUUGAUAAUUGUUACCUCUGUUGCUUGCUACUAUGCUGAUAUGGAGUUCAACUAUGGCCUGAAGGUUGUGGGACAUAUUCCAGAAGGUAUACCAGCACCAAGGCUUCCACCUAUGAAUAUCCUCUCGGAAGUAGUUACGGAAGCAUUUGGAGUGGCAUUAGUUGGCUAUGUGGCAUCACUAGCCCUGGCACAGGGUUCUGCUAAAAAGUUCAACUACUCUGUGGAUGACAACCAGGAAUUCUUGGCUCAUGGUCUCAGCAAUGUGAUUCCCUCAUUUUUCUUUUGCAUACCGAGUGCGGCGGCCAUGGGGCGGACAGCUCUUUUGUACAGCACUGGAGCAAAAACACAGGUGGCUUGUCUAAUAUCUUGCAUAUUGGUGGUUGUGGUCAUCUAUGCAAUAGGACCCAUGCUAUAUUGGCUCCCCAUGUGUGUUCUAGCAAGCAUCAUUGUGGUGGGACUAAAGGGGAUGCUGGUACAGUUCCGUGACUUAAAGAAGUAUUGGAAUGUGGAUAAAAUAGAUUGGAGCAUAUGGGUUAGCACUUACAUAUUCACAAUCUGCUUUGCUGCCAACGUGGGAUUGUUAUACGGUGUCAUCUGCACUAUCCUUAUUGUGGUUUUCCGUUUUCCAAGAGCAACAACGUUAAGUUUGAAACAGAUGAAAGAAGUGGAAUGCAGGUUCAAGCCAGAAGCUGAUUCUGAGUCUUUGCAUUUGGUAAAAAUUGUGUCAGUGAACAACCCACUGGUGUUUCUGAAUGCUAAGAAGUUUCAUGCUGACCUGUUAGAAAUAAUCCAGAAGGAGAGCUCUGUUGUCCAGCAAUUGCCAGAAGAUACAAACAAGUGUGAACAGAGCACAUUGCUCAAUCCAUUACCCAAUGGAAAUUGUCAUGAUGAGUCUUCAGCACAGCAGCUUCCCAGCGAAAGGCGCACCCUAAUAUUAGACUGUAGUGGCCUGACUUUCUUUGACUACACUGGCCUCUCAGUGCUCACUCAGAUCUUCAUGGAUUCUAAAAAAAGAAAUAUUGAUGUUUUGCUAGCAAACUGCAAAGCUUCAUUGAUAAAGGCAAUGAAGCUCAGUGGAAAAAUAGAGUCUGAAAGCCCCAUCUUCUUUGAGUCUCUUUCUUCAGCUGUUGGUACCAUUCAACUAAGCAGGAAUAUGUGCAAGUUUAAUGAACACAGUGAGGUCUGAUGCUGGCCAGACGGGUAUACUGAUCUGCUCACCUCCAGACAGAAAAACACCACGGUGUUUCCCUGGAUCUUUAUGCACAAGAUUUGUUGGUGAUGAAUUGUAUGCUGAGUAUCCAUCAAACCCAGCAGCAGCAGUGUUUACUUGUGUGCAGGUCCUUAAGGAUUCCCUCCGAAUUACCCAAGUGACUUUUUUUUCAUAACCUGGAUCGACCUUAGUAGUUACAUAUUUUGUAUGCAUUUAGAUUUUUUUAAAAAGAAAAUAGAAAACAAUAGUUAGGACUUAUUACAGCGAUGUAUAUUGUUUUAGUUCUGUCCUGUUACUUAGUGGUAUCAUUUCUGUGUGUGAGAGAAUGAAGAAUUAUUGAAUUUUGUUCUACAGCUGAUGUUAUCUGAUCUCAAAUGAUGGCAUCUGAAUAUACCAACGGUGAUAUAAGAUCAGUUCUCAAAUACCUGCAGUGCACAUUGGUGAAAUUAUGCUGUGGCCUAUAACUCUAGUGUGUUGAUACUGACACUCUUUGUCAAAGUCACUGCUUUCACUGGUUGUUUCAAGUAUCACCUGUCCUGUGCUUAUUUUCUCAUGAUUUUAUAAUAGGAGGGGGGGGGGGGGUUAUGGUUGUUCCCAAUAGCCAUCACCACCUGCUACAAUCUCAGGGGUGGAAGCGGUUUAGCAUUCGAUGCCAAGAUUCUCCAGUUCGAACCUUGCUCACACAUAUAUAAACUGAGAUAGCUCCAUUGCCUUCAGCAGGAUAGUUUUUGUUUACAGUGAGUUUGAAUGUUUAAAAUAUUUUGUAGCAGAUUAAAAAAGGGAGGCCCUACAUUUAUUGUCAAAUCUGCUACAAAAUAAUAUAUUUGCGUGAGGAAGUGUGCAGUUUCUGUAUGUGUGUGGGUGGAUGUACACACAGCUGCAGAUAUGAGGUACUUUGCAUACAAAGAGGAAGAUUUACAUAGAUUUGGAGUUUUAUAUGGUUUUAGACAUUAGGAACUGGCGUCACCGAGCAUGCUCUAGGUUUCUUUAUAUCACUGCCAAACGGUGCAGAGUUGUACAGCAAUACUGAAUUGUUCUCAAUCAUCCAGACCAUAAUUUGUCAAGUUAUAGCUACAUAUGAAGAAAUAAUAAAUGAAAAGCAUAUACAAUUACAUUUCCCCCAGACAAAUGUCUAUGUUUGUCUAUAAAUCACCCUUAAAUGGCAUCAUACAAAGAUGAUUGACUGCGUAGAAUCCUUACAUGAUUCCAUUCACUACUGAAUCCCUCGACACUCACGUGAUUCAUCUAAGAAAGAUAACAAGCAGUCAGGGUGGGAAACAAAACCAAAGAAACAACAGGGGAAACAGGCAUCAUGUUUGGGGGAAACGUCUAUUCUACUGUGAUUACUAAAUUCAAUCCAAAAAUUAAGAGUGGAGCAUAUUUCAUCUCUAAAAGUUAGCAUUAUUUUAUAAACAAAAUUGGGAUAGUCUAGGUUGUAAUUAAUUAACAUUCCAAGGAAUUUCAAAGUUAGGCACAGUAACUGUUGCUGGUUGAACAAGGAAAGUUUGGUACUCUGUGCUGAUGUGAAUGCUUGCGGGGCCUGCAGUGGUAUUCAAGCAAAGCUUUACAUAUGUUAUGAUCUCCUUGAACUUAGCACAGCAGCUCUUAGCAAUAGAUUUAUUCAGGCAGUUUAUUGCAACCUGCCUAAAUAAAUCUAAUUUGCAAACUGGUCAUAUGAAUUCUUCUGAAGACAUCCACUGUUUAUUGGAUGGCUUUCUUUGAAUCCCUAGAGAGCAUGUAGCUGAACCUAGUAAAGCUGACAGUCACAACUGCAGAGGCGUAGCAAGGGGGGAAAGUGCCCAGUGCACUGGUGCGUCCUCCGCCUCCGUCCCGCUCCAGAACACCCCCACCACGCCCCUGGAAUUCCCUUGCCACACCCCCACAGGGGCGCGUGCUCGGUGUGUCGCCCCCCUGUUCCCUUCGAGCUACACUUCUGCACAACUGUAAGCCUCUUUUUACUGGAUAUGAACAGAUUUCCCUGGUUCUGUUCUUGUGUUGUUCCCAAAUUUCUCUUGGCAUUGUAAAACUAAACAGGUAUCUAGUGACACCUUAAAGAUUAACAAGAUUUUAUUUCAGCAUAAGCAUUUGUGGACUGAAGCCCAUGAAAGCUGAUGCUAGCAUAAAGUCUUUUUACUUGUCAGAUGCCACCAAACUUCUGGUUUCUUGUUGCUUUUUCCCCCUGCAGCAUAGGUGGAAUUUCCUCUGCAUUUUGUUCUGCUCUCUUUAAAUCCAGUUGACUUUAGAAAGUUUUGAAAAAUUGCAGAACUGGCAUCUGUUUGGUUACCCUUUUAGGUUUUUCAAAGUUCAUGUGUUCCUUGGGGGACGGGACUUGAUCUCCCUACAUUCACAACAUUCUGCAAGAUGCCACUCACUUGAUGCAAUUGUACAUUCAAUUGCAUUAAUAUUCUUUGUCUUGGUGUUUUCCUAAUGCACAGGUAUGCAUUUGGAAAAGUAGAUACAGAAAGAGGUUUAUACAACUCUACAUGCAAACAGAUCAAGAUUUCUCUCUUGUGGUAUUUUAUCAAUGUGUAUAAGAAUCAGAGGGUUUUUUAAAGGUGCUAAUGAAUUUAAGGAAUUGGAAGAUGAAGCAAAUGGCAUGUUAUGUUCAGUAUAAAAUCCAGAAAUUGAAAAAUGGAGCAACAGGGAAUUUUUGCUACUUUGCUUCAAUAACAAGAACUGAUCAUUUGAAACUUCAAAAUCAAAGGGAGAUUUAAGAAGAAGAGAAUUUUGGAAGCAUCUGUGUUUCAGAGUUCUCCAUUGGUUCAGUGUGAUGUAGUAUAACUCAGUGGUAUUUCUCAGUAUUUUUUAUUUUCAUCUGGCACUUUAAAGAAAGCACUGUCUGUUUUACUUACAGCAACAGUCUGUACUUUCUCAGCUAUUUCAUUAAUUUCACACUUUGCUAUCACCUUUUAAGAAAUCUUUUCCAAACAUCAUACUACUAGAAAAGCAGAACUAUGCAUUCCAGCACAUUCUCCAAAAGUGGAGAGACAGAUGCUGUCUGGAAUUAUAUAACAGACUAUGAUGGAGACAGGUGUCUCUGUUGUUUGCUCCCAGCUUUUAGUAAGUGGAAGUGGACUGAUGAGCCUGAAAGUUUGAAGAAUUUGGCUUAUCUCCAUGAAACUGGCCAGUUCUUUUGAGAAUAAGUACCUAAGCUAACGAGAGGAGUUGUUUUUUAUACCCUUCUUUUCUCUACCUUUAAGGAGUCUCAAAGAAGCUUACAAUCA